UCCCGUCGGCCUUCGCGUCAUAGUGUCAAUAUGGCGUCUGUCUGCCGGACAAAAGGCGAAUCUGUCUGACGGCGGAUUGAAACCCAAUUAGAAGCAGGGGGGAGACAUUUUGGGAAAACUGUGACAGUCCCCGAGUCUCUGCGCUCCGAGGCGGCAGAUAUAUGCUCAAACUAACAUCUGUGGAGGCUCUCGGACUGGAAUAAGGAUGUUCCAGCAGAGUGAGGAGCCUCGCUUCACCAUCGAACAGAUCGAUCUCCUCCAGAGGCUCCGACGGACCGGCAUUACUCAGGUGGAGGUCCUCCACGCCCUGGACACGCUCGAUCACCUGGACCAACAGAAUGACCACAAGCAGGCCCGCAAAGCUUCCUACCUGCCGCCCUCGUCUUCCUUGUCUUCCUCCAACUCCGUCUCUGCCUCUUCGUCCACCACUUGCGCCUCCACUCAGACGGUUUUUCCGGACAAUCGACUCUCCCUGUCACCUGGCAACAACUUGGACACCGCCUCCCCGCCUCUGCCGGUCCCGACAGCCUCGCCGGUUGUUGUCCAGAAUGGACUUGGCGCCGUCGCCAACGGGAAGCUUUCUCCGCCGCGGUUUCCUCUGGUCGGAGGCAGCGUGACUGCACCGGGCUUUGGGUUUGAGGCCAGUGAGGAAGACUUGGAUCUGGAUGAUAAAGUGGAGUUCUUGAUGAGGAGGGACAGCAGUGUGAUCAAAGAGGAGAUCAAGUCCUUCCUGGCGAACAGACGGAUCUCCCAGGCCGUGGUUGCUCAGGUAACAGGGAUCAGUCAGAGUCGGAUCUCCCACUGGCUCCUCCAGCAGGGGUCGGACCUCAGCGAGCAGAAGAAACGGGCCUUCUUUCGCUGGUACCAGCUGGAGAAGACGAACCCCGGCGCCACUCUGGCCAUGCGGGCGGCCCCGCUGGCUCUGGAGGAUAUGAUGGACUGGCACCAGACCCCCCCACCGUUCGCCUCGGCCCCUGGGGGCUUCCGGCUGAGACGGGGCAGCAGAUUCACCUGGAGGAAGGAGUGUCUGGCUGUCAUGGAGAGCUACUUCAGUGAUAACCAGUAUCCCGACGAAGCAAAGAGGGAGGAGAUUGCCACUGCCUGCAAUGCUGUCAUUCAAAAACCAGGAAAGAAGCUGUCUGAUUUGGAGAGAGUUACGUCUCUCAAGGUCUACAACUGGUUCGCCAACCGCCGUAAAGACAUCAAGAGGCGUGCCAACAUAGAAGCAGCCAUCUUAGAGAGCCAUGGCAUCGAGGUCGAAAGUCCAGGAGGCCAGUCCAACGGCGACGAGGUGGACGGCAACGACUUCCCUGACCAGGGUUGCGACGUGUCCCUGUUUGACAAGAGAGCUUCGGCCAGGCAGUUUGGCUUUAGUCGAGCUGACCUGUCCUCUCCCACCCAGGUUCCGCCGCAGCUGCCCAGCUGGUUCUCCGCCCUGGCCAGGGGAGGCCAGCGGGGCGCCUCGCUGAUCGGUCGCUCCCUCCUGUCGGGGGCGGGCUCUCAGGCAGAAGGAUCCAGAAUGACGGGCGCGUCCUGGUCCCCCCCGUCCCCGUCCCUCCAGGACGACACCGGCCUCCACGUCGUGCUCUCCGAACCGCAGGACCCGGCGACGUCGGAGAAGACGGCGGCCGGCCGCGGCAGCCCGGCCUCAGCCAAUCAGGCGGACGCGGGGAAUCAGAUCAAGACAGAAAGCGUGGAUGACGACUGACGGAGGGGGAAACCCCGUCACACGCUGGAGCCGUCAGAACAGGUGUCCAUUAUAUGCAAGCAGAUUUUAUAGGAAUGUUAUAAGUGAACAAAAAGACCAAACGUUGUGUAAAACUCCAACCCUGAGAUACCUCCCAACCCUACCUCCAACCACCAACCUACUCUUCUACACUCGUAUAGCUGUUAAUAGUGUAAUAUGAUGAUAACGACGAACCUUUAUACUUUAGCCGUCUCUGGCCAUCCGCGGGAGAUUCAAACGUGCGUCUCAGAUCAGAUCCUGCAAAGAAAAGUCGGUUUCUCCGACGCUUCCAGGGAAAGGGCCCGAAUGGUCCCAGGCGAUUUCUUUGCUGGGUUGUUUUCGAUUGGGGAUCGGUUUAAAUCUUCCCCGGAUGGCCGUCCAGCGGGACACGAAGCCUCGCGUCCGCAGAGAAGACUGCAUCACUCACAGCAGGGCUACGCUGUAUUUGGCUUGGGAAUCAAACGCUUUCAGGGGUCUUGCACUGUGAUUUCAACUGAACAGCCUCAGUGUAUACGAAUAUAAAAAUGAGCUUCAUGGUUUUCUUUUUUUUUUCCUUUUCUUAUUUUUACUGAAUCUUUUAUUUUGAUCGUCGUCGCAUUUCACGCCAGAUUUCUGGCAGAUGAAUCCUUGUAGGCACAGAACAAGCUUGAGGUCGCAGCAGUUUUUAUGAUAAUGAAAAGUAAUUAUCUUCAGAGAGGCAGAAGCAGAAUAAUCCCCCCCCAACCCCGCAGAGUAAGCUUAGUAUAUAAUAACUAAAAUGGCUAUAAAAUAUAGACACAUUUAAGGAGUGUCUUGGUUGACAUGCCUUUGCAAUAUAUUCACAACCCUUGAAGCUUUUCCCGUUUAGUCAGAUUACAACCACUAUAUUUAAUGUUGUUUUAUUGGGGUGUUAAUGCACCUAUUUACAAAUUUGUGCCAAUAUUGAUGUCUGAUAUAUUAAUAAUGCUGCUAUGGCCGAUAAAUGAUAUUAGCCAAUAUUUAUAUGUCAGGGUUUCUCCCAGAAAACUUGCUACGCUCGGGGCGCUAGGGCAGUCAUCCUGCAGUCAUCCCGGCAUAUUGUUAGGGUAAAACAUGUUUAUGGUUGACAGGAAAUUUGAAAGUAUAACUUUAUAGUUAUGCGUUAUUGGAAGACUGAAAAAUUAAUACCUAAACACCAACUAUAAAGUCUUUAAAAAAAGGCAAUCAUUAAAAAAAAACUCAAAUAAAUUAAGAAUGCUCAGCCUGGUGGGGGCAUAAGGAAAGCCUGGUGGCCCGCCAGGCUUAUAAUACACUGAGGGAAACCCUGUAUUUCAUGACGUCGCUCUGAGCCCGGAGCAUGGAAAUGGACUGAAUAGGUCUACCCUUAUGGAUGAGGCACAUCGUCACAGAUAUCCUGAUUUUUUUUAUUUAUUUACCCCCUGCCCCAAUAUCAGAACAGGGUAGUGGCGGUGUCAUGCUCUGGAUGUUUUUUUUUAUAUAUCCUCCAGAAACAGGAAAGUCGAUCAGAGUUGCUCAUAACACUACAAUUUGUUGGUCCAUCACAUAAAAUUCCCCAUAAAUACUCUGCCAUUUGUGGCUGCAACCAACACAAUGUAAAAGAAAAGAAAAAGAUCUUGGGAUGUGAAUACAUUUGCAAGGCAACGCAUAAAAUCUAACGCUAAAUAUAGUUUAAACAUUUUUUCACUGACUUUCAAAUAUGAAAGCGGUUUUUCUUUUUUUUUUUUUUUUUUAAGAGUCUAACUUUCAGACUUUAUUUUUUUUAUUUUCUUCAGCUGACUUGAGAGACUUUAUUUUUUUUAAUGCACUGCUUCCACAUGCCCGUCAGAAACUAAAUAGGAAUUUAAGCUGCAUUAAAAACAGCUGCUCAGAGUAUUUUAAGGCUAUAAAUUUAAGCGAUAUUUAUGAACGUGGUAUUCAGUAGAUAUAAAAAAAUAAAGACUCAGUAUUCACUUCUUAGAUUUUAUUGCGACUCAAAGAAAGCCAAAACUACAGACGUUUGUAUAUAAUAUAGCCAUGUAAAGCGACUUUUGAAGUUCGGUCGGUUAUUAUUUAUUCAUUUUUGUGUCCGAGAAUGAUUGAUCACUGUGAGAUCUGCCUUCGACGUAGACGAGUCGGUUGGGAUGGAUUCAGCCCAUUUUAGAAGCUACAAACAAAAAGUGAGCUGAAAACGUACACAAACCGUGUAAGUAGGUGUGUGCGCGUGCGCACACACACACACACACACAUCCACCCAUAUGGUAUACUUUAUGUAACAAUAUAUAAACAUAUAAGCAUCUAUCGAGAGGAACUAUCAGCCUGAGUGAGUGUUGUCGGUGAAAGGUGCGUGGAACAUUAGCCAAAGUAUUGAGUUUUGUUAUCGGUGUAUUUUUGACAUGUGCUAUAGUUACGGAUGGCUCUAAACAAAAGAGACGUGCUAAUCAGAAAGGCGCAUCAGAUGUGUCAAAUAAUCAUGUGAAUUACAUCAUCUUCCUAUUUUUGUUUUAUCUUUCGUUUUUAAUUAUCUUUUUUUUUUUUUUUGGUAUAUCUGUGCUUCCUCUGGGUAUGCCAUGUGUUUUAAACACAUACUGCCACAAAUUAGUUGUGUUGAUCUGUUUUUUUUGUUUGUUUUGUUUUAGUGACACUUUAUUGAAUACGAUGGUGCUUAGAGUCCCAGCUGUUUGUAACUUUUAGCGAUCACUUUGAGUGAACGAUAGAGCAGCAGCAGUAGGAAGAGAAAAAUAAUGGUUGCUAACCUCCCUCAGUUUCUCUCUCUCUCAGUUUACUCCACUGAUGAAUGCUAUCAAAUUAACUACACUGAGAAGCGCUUCAGCUCUUAAAAACAUAUAUUGAGAGAAAAAAAAAGUUUAAUAUAAUACCUGAACGUACAGCCGUUGUGGAAGUCUGCCAUAUUUUUUAGCUUCUUGUCAAACAUCUGGUCCAUUCUUACUCAAUAUGCAGCUUACAAGCUAGUUUAAAACUCUGCAUUUCUUUUAAUGACCACCAGAGGGCAGAUUUGGGUGAAGCGACGCCCCAAACAAAGCACUAACAUUUUAUUAUGGCGCCAUUGUAACAAAUGAUGAGGAGGGAGCUCAUUAUUAAAAAGUGCAACACUGUAAAGAACAAAAAUACAUAAUAAUACUGGUAACAGUAUUAGAGGUCUAAAGCUGUCUGGCCUGGGAAGUUAUGGUCACUGGUUGGUUGUUAAAAAUCAAGUCGAGCUGUUUUAGCAAGUUAUUUACUGUUCACAAAACUACAUACAAAACCAGCAGAGAAAAACAACAGUGUUACUGGUUUAGAGUCACUGCUACAUAACUAGAUUCUCAAAGAGAGGUUUUUUUUUUUUUUUUUUUAAUAAAUGAGUCUUGUUGCCAAUAAGAACGGAAAUUUCAAGCUGCAGUUACAAUAAUAACGGUGCUCAUUUUUGCCGUAACGACCCGGUUGCUACAGGUUACCGUUUUAUGAUUCUUUCCAAACACCCAAACACUGCUGUAGCUCACAGAUGUAUGCUCACUUAGGUUGUUUUUUUUUGUGACUGGCGCACUUUGUGGUGGUUGUUAAACAACUCGGUGCACUACCUAACGGAGCAAAGGAGUAGUGAAGAGAAAGCCCACCCAGCUGUGCGCCAAUCGUUUGGCAGUCGGCUAAAAAAAGGCAUGAAAAGGUCAGAAUACUAAAUGUGGGCUAGAUUUCUACUUGGCUCCUAUUUUUAUUUUUAAUGGGAGCUCCAAGUUGUUCCUGACCUUUCUAAAAAGUCCUACAUCCUCUACCGCUGGGAUGAAACACUUGGUUUGGGUUAAAGUGUGAUACAGCCGGCCCGAAUCAUUAUCGUCUUUGCACCAAGGGAUUCCUAAGUGAAAGUAAAAUGGAUUUUACCAAGGGCAACUUGAGCAGGAAAACAGAUGUAAAAUGCUAGGUGGUUAUGCAAUGAAUUAUGCUUCACAACAUCUUGAUUCAGUUAGAAGUUAUAAGAAUAUAGUCCUAGUUUGUAACUGAAGUGGCAACUUAGUUUACAGUUUCAAAUAAUGAGCUAAGAACUUUAACGAUUUAAUAAUAAACUGGGGGGUAAGCCAGUUUGGGUUGGAAAAAAGUGGCAAAUUUGACUGGAAAUGCACCGAUUAUUCAGCCAGAGGUCGGAAUCGGCUGAUUCAAUAGUAAAAAAAAAAAAAAAAAACUUUUUCCCCCCUAAUCAUCAUUGAGAUACGUCAAAAGUAAAAACUCCCACCAUUAAACACAACCUGCUGCUUGUGCCUUGAUGGACUUUUUGUAUUUAGCUAAAAGUAGAUAAAUGCUAGAAGCUAACAAUUUUAAGAAAUAAUGGAUAGUUUUAGAUUUACUUUACUUUGUCAAAUCAAAAUGGUGACCACUAACAAAGAACCAUCAAUCCUUAACCUUAAAGUUCAAACCGGAAUCAGCAGGUAAAGUGCAAAUCGCUUCAUUUCAAGUUUUAGCAAGUCUUAAUUUUUGUAUUUCGAUUAUCAGAUGUUUUAGUAUGUUUUUGAGCAAACGGGCUUCUGUAAUGGCCGUACAUUCAAAGCAGUUCAUCGUUUUUCAGUGAUGUAAAGGCUGACGUCUUAUUUUAGAGUUAAACUUUGACACGGAUACCUCAGACACUCCAUGUCAGCUAGAAGCUACUCCUCAAACGUUACUCUGCUGCUGCUGCUUCCACUUUUUUUUUUUUUUUUUUUUUUUUUUUUAGACUUUUAAAAGAAAAACCAGAUCAGAGAACGGUCUCGCUGUCGGAAAACUGUGAUGAAGUUCUUUUUUUUUUUUUUUUUUAAAAAACAAAACAAAAAGUAAAGAAAUGUGAUGCUGGGGGAAACUGCUUCUCUAAGUAGGUUGAAUAAAUAUAAAACUGAUCGUAAAGGGAAGUUCUGCUCCAGUAAAUCAGUUGUUCAAAUCCUUCCUAAUUUGGGAGAUUUUAACACGAAUCUUCAGUGUUUUCGGUGAUGGACUGUUUCCAUUUUGGUGACAGCAGAGCUGUCCGUCUUUGCUUUAAGCGUUAGUGGCAUUAUCAGUUAUGUAGCUCUCUGUCAUCUUUUUUUAUUAUUAUUAUUAUUAUUUACACUAAAAACCUUUUCUUUUUGGUUUAAAUCUGCCCAGCAGAAACCUUUGUGAAAGGAAGCCAGUCGUUAGUUUAGGAAAACAAAAUCUGCUGUCAUGAGAUUAUUUGAAUCAUUUCAUCCGCUGCCUACGUGGCAGACUUACUGGGGUCUGGUGUUGCCAUUUUGAAAUUAUUCAAACUAAAGGACAUAUACUGUAUCUGUUGAAAACAGGAGAGGACUACAUGGAAGGGAUCUGAGCAAACUGGUUUUAGAUUAUGGGAUCUUUCCUCAUCGUGUUAAAAAAAAGAGUAGAUUGUUCAUUCAGAACACGUUGUGUUGCAGAAAUAGACAAAUUACUGAUUUAUUUGCCAGUAUUUAAAAUAAGCUAACCCCUCCUUUUCCUCCCCCAUCGGCUUCCUGUUUUCAGCCUCAACCUGUUUUCAUUCUGUCGAUUUAGGUUCUGUGUCCUGAUGACCGUUUUGUGCCAGAACGUGAUGUAAUCACUGAGUUGUUGUGAAAAGAAAACCCUCUUCCAGAGGUUUUUGCUCUUCCAGUUCUGUCUGAUCUGUAUUGAUGUUUGUCGAGUCUUUUAUUUUUUUCUUUUCUCCCUCAUUUGUACAAAUGCAGGUCAACAUCUGCCUUCAAUCAUGUUUAUUUCUGAACAUUCUUCAGAUGAAAACAGUUUUCUAUGUGUACAUCUUUCAUGCGGUUGUCAUUUACUGUGUGCUCUCCGGCCUUAAAUCUUCUCAUCCCAUUAGCCAGGGACUGGAAACGCUACACUUCUUCUAGCAGUUUUAGAAAAAAAACGAUGGUCCAUCGGUCUGGCAAUAAGCUCUUCAACACAUCUCUGUAAAACAAAAAUAUAAAACCUCAACUGGAUGGAUGUUGGAUCAGAUUUUUUUUUAUUAUUUUUGUUUUUUUUAAAUCCCCUUGUUCAUUUCUAUUUCAAGAUUUAGUGCCUUUUUUGGACAAGUAGACUGUUGUGUAAUUGCUAUGUAGAAAAUCUACAUAUGCCUUUUGUUACUUUUUCAUCUGUUCAAUAAACCUUGAUUUGUUAUUUUAAGGUGUGUUUUUAUCGAUAUUCUAUUUACAAGGGAAUAAAAGCUGAUCAAACUCGA
Messenger RNA from Xiphophorus couchianus (Monterrey platyfish), 7844 nucleotides. RefSeq names its product homeobox-containing protein 1-like. Gene Ontology annotation, biological process: positive regulation of DNA-templated transcription. Bases 206 to 1708 code for a protein of 500 amino acids. The transcript is spliced from 10 exons. NCBI's taxonomy places the organism in Eukaryota, Metazoa, Chordata, Actinopteri, Cyprinodontiformes, Poeciliidae. Gene Ontology annotation, cellular component: nucleus. Gene Ontology annotation, molecular function: double-stranded telomeric DNA binding. The record is from RefSeq and is a predicted model, not a curated record.